GGGCUGGGAGGGGCCUUAGUGCGCGCCUAGGCGGGGCGGGAGGAGGAAGGGCAUGUAGGCGGGGCUGAAGGGCGGGGCCUGGGCAGGCGGCUCCGAGAGCUCAGCGCCCCCGGGCGCGCGUCUAGUCGCGGAGGCGCACCAGUGGACGCUUCUUGGAGCAAACAUGGCCGACAGCAAGGGUAAGCCUGCCAAAGCUGCCAACAAGACACCACCCAAGUCCCCAGGAGACCCAGCCAAGGACAGAGCUGCUAAGAGGAUGUCACUGGAGUCAGAGGGUGCCAAUGAGGGGGCAGCUGCAGCCCCUGAGCUCAGUGCCCUGGAGGAGGCCUUCCGGCGGUUUGCAGUACAUGGGGACACCAGGGCAACAGGGAAGGAAAUGCAUGGCAAGAACUGGUCCAAACUAUGCAAGGACUGCCACGUGAUCGACGGGAAGAAUGUGACCAUCACUGACGUGGACAUCGUCUUCAGCAAGAUCAAAGGGAAGUCGUGCAGGACCAUCACCUUUGAGCAGUUCCAGGAGGCGCUGGAGGAGCUGGCCAAGAAACGGUUCAAGGAUAAGAGCAGUGAGGAGGCCGUGCGUGAGGUGCACCGGCUCAUUGAGGGCCGAGCACCAGUCAUCUCUGGUGUCACGAAAGCUGUGUCCUCUCCUACGGUGUCACGGCUCACAGACACAACCAAGUUCACAGGCUCCCACAAAGAGCGCUUUGACCAGUCGGGGAAGGGCAAAGGCAAAGCUGGGCGCGUGGACCUGGUGGACGAGUCAGGCUACGUGCCUGGCUACAAGCAUGCCGGCACCUAUGACCAGAAGGUGCAGGGGGGCAAGUAGCCUUUCAGGCUGAAGCCCUGGACACGACCGGUGCCAGGCGCUGGACCACACCCAUUGUACUUCAUUACAUUCCUAUGUUCAACUGGGCAGGACUCAAAAAACA
Molecule: messenger RNA, 929 nt
Organism: Acomys russatus (golden spiny mouse)
Lineage: Eukaryota; Metazoa; Chordata; Mammalia; Rodentia; Muridae
Gene: Tppp
Product: tubulin polymerization promoting protein
Biological process (GO): microtubule polymerization; microtubule bundle formation; positive regulation of protein polymerization
Cellular component (GO): microtubule
Molecular function (GO): tubulin binding
Source: RefSeq, a predicted model, not a curated record